Messenger RNA from Venustampulla echinocandica, 315 nucleotides. RefSeq lists its product as uncharacterized. NCBI's taxonomy places the organism in Eukaryota, Fungi, Ascomycota, Leotiomycetes, Helotiales, Pleuroascaceae. Gene Ontology annotation, cellular component: membrane. The record is from RefSeq and is a predicted model, not a curated record. The coding region runs from base 1 to 315 and encodes 104 amino acids. The transcript is spliced from 3 exons.
AUGGGCAUCGAACUCCCCGCAUACAUCCUCGGCGCGCUGACAGCCGGCGGCGGAACAAUGGGAUAUGUCAGGACGGGCUCUAUUCCUUCUAUUGUAGCUGGCGUAACAGUUGGCACAUUGUAUCUCUUCGGCGGCUAUCGCAUCCAGAACAAACAGCCAUGGGGCGUUGAGCUCGCUCUGCUUGCCUCAGUUGUCCUUGCAGGCUCGUCGAUUCCUCGAGCGUUGAGAACUCAGAAGCCGCUACCAGCGGGAUUGAGCGCCUUGGCUUUGUACGGGCUGUAUACAUUUGGGAAUGCAUUUAGGACCAAGAAGUAG